UGAAAUUCUGGAGACCUGGGACUUCCGGACUGUCCAGCUCGCGCGAGGGCCCGGCUCAGGCCGGAGCGUUUCCGGGUCGGCGACCUUGGCGGGCGGGGCUGGGACCGCGGGACCCCGGCUUCCCGUUUAUGUGUGGGUGGCCAUGUCCCGGCACCGUCAUCCUGGAUGGCUCGUACCAUGGAACCGCUGGCAAAGAAGAUCUUUAAAGGAGUUUUAGUUGCUGAACUUAUGGGCCUUUUCGGAGCUUAUUUUUUGUUUCAAAAGAUGAACACGAGCCAAGAUUUCAGGCAGACAAUGAGCAAGAGAUUUCCCUCUGUUUUGGAAGUUUAUUACAAAUCCAUUGAAUACUCUGGAUUGUAUGGAGUCAGAGAGAAAGAUCAAGAAAAAUGGCUGGAUAGUAAGAAUUAAGGAUUUGGUUACUGAUCAAGAAUUUACCCUUAGAAGAAAUACUACAGAACCUGGCAAAACUGAAAUUCCCAAGUUGACAUGGAUGGAAUUUGUAAUACUUAAGGCAAAAAUGUACAUUUUAAUUCAGAGGUGUUGCUCUUUGGACUUGGAAAAAGUUGAUUAAGUAAUGUUUAUUAUCAAUGAACUUUUGUUUACACUACUGAAAAUAAAGUGUCUGUUAAACUCUUC
Messenger RNA from Nannospalax galili (Upper Galilee mountains blind mole rat), 636 nucleotides. RefSeq names its product CEBPZ opposite strand (gene Cebpzos). Bases 166 to 408 code for a protein of 80 amino acids. The transcript is spliced from 5 exons. The record is from RefSeq and is a predicted model, not a curated record. Lineage: Eukaryota; Metazoa; Chordata; Mammalia; Rodentia; Spalacidae.